ACAUUUCAUUACUGUUUCUUAAUGAUUUCGACUUGCUGAAUUCAAAAAUGAUUAUAAAAAACCAGAAUUAGCUCAAGUUUACAAGGUACUGUACAUCAACGUCCAAUAAAUUGCAUAAUAUACAUCUGAAUACAUACACAUAAUGUAAUUUUUAUUCGAGUUGGCACACAGAAACCAUCAGAACACUUUUUGAUACAUAAAAACUAAAUUAACAGCGAAAGCAUGAAAUACCCAGGACAUCACUCGCGUGUAUGACACUUAUUUACAGAUUUCUUGUAUGAAUCUGAAAGCGUUUCAUAUGUAAUGUUCCAGCAGUAGUCUGCUAACAUUGCUGGACUAUUUCCCUUCGUAUCACUUUUCCAUACAAGCAAUGUCUUGGUGAAAAUACUUCCCAUGUUUGUCACUGACAGACCUGCAGUUUUCAGGGAAAAGUGAAUGUGAGGAUGCAAAAAGUGCAUCUGUGCAUUUUCAAUGACAUGUUGCAUCCCAUCUUUUCAUAACACAACAGCAUGUUACAAAUAAUUUGUAAUUUCUUGUUUGUAAUUAGAAGCUUUGUAGUUUCCAAGAAAAUUGUUUACCACCAUCCUGAAAGCAUUCUAUUCUUUUCCAGCACUUAUUAGAACGCUAUCAAAGUGUGUAUUUUUGAGAAGCUUGGAAAUCUGUGAGCCUAUAAAUAUCCCCUCUAACUUUUGCUUCACUAAUGUUUGGAAAUGUCUCUCUAAAAAACUAAAUUCUGGGCCAUUUCAAUCCGUGGUUUUGACAAAGUUUUUCAUAAGUCCUAAUUUUAUAUGCAACGAUGGUAGUAUGAUCAAACUGCAUUUUACUAACAGUUCAGAAAUAACAUUUUUUGAUCCAGGUUCGAGAGAUUUCCUUUAUGGUCAGAUUCUCCUUUUGAAAUGUGCUACUUGGUCUCUGCUAUCCCUCUCACAGAGAAAACAACAGUACUUCGUAUACCGCAGCUGAAGUCCAAGUAAUAAUGCUAUAACUUUGAAAUUACAACACACCUUCCAUUUAUAUUCUGCAAGAAGUUGCUUCAUGCUUUUGUAUGAUUCUUUCAUGUACUUUGCAUGGCCAAUAUGAAUAGGAAGCUUUUGUUACACAACAGUAACAUUUUAGCUUUACGGCUCACCUUGGAGGAGUCAAUGAAGAGUCUCCAUUCGCAUUGUUUGUAGCAUAUAUCGAGAGCUGGCAUAAGAAUGAUUGUUUUCUUUUCUUUCCACAGACAUGCAAGAAAAUGUACUUUAAGCCGUAUAGGAAUACAUUUCAAGAACUACAGAAAAAUGACAAUUUUUUCAAAAAUUUGACAUAUUUGGUUCGAAAUCGUAAAAACUAGAGCCAAGUUAACAUUUUUAAUGUCGUGUUCAUAUUCAGCACCCUUGAAUUAGUAAUAUUCAGCUACUUUGGUUUCGGAAGCUUUUUGGCUGUUGACCAGUGUUAUUAAAAUAAGUUUGGCAAUGACUUUGUACUUAGCUUUCAAUAAAAUAUGUGAAAAUUUCACUUAAAAACUGGAUUAUUUUUUAAAAGUAUUAUUAACGGUUUUAAUUAAACUAAUUUUGCCUGAUGAUCAAUCCUCAAGAUAUCAUUAUCACCACUUUUUCCAACAGUCAAUAUGAAUACUUCAUUCAUGUUGACUUAUAAUGUGAUAACUUUAUGCUAAAGAACGUGAAAUUUAUCACAGUGCUCUAUUUUGUUCGUCAUUAUUUAUAAUGCACGGCCAUUGUGGAUGGUGUCCAUAUUAAUCAGUUAGUUCAUAACAUAUACACAAACUUUACUACACGAAUCCGCAUAGAACUGGAGAAUGCUAACUGAAUUUUGCGUGGGUUUACUUUCUCCAGUUUCUGCGUGUGUUCGUAAAACUCUAUCGAAAAUAACUUGCGCAAUUUUAAUGCGUAGAAUAUCCGAUGAUGAUAUUUUUCAACAUCCUUUAUCAAAUGUAUUCUUAAAUGAAUGAAUUCAGUUUAUUCUAGAUCGUCGGGAGAUGCUAUCGAACAUUGAAAAGUUCAAACAUAAAUAGUAUUUUUAGAAAAGUUAAAAAUGAAGUGUCAAUGUCAACUACACCAAUGCUGCUGCUUUAAAAACAGUAAAGAUGCUUCGCUAGCAUCGGGAAUUUAUACAACUGUUGUGUCUGCAAUCGGUUUAAUUACUGUCAUUGCCAUUUGGUCUAUCUCCGAAUUUCAUCCGUCUUCAAAAUAUUUUUUUAUUGCGGUGUACGCUUCAUCUUUAACAUUCUGUUUAAUAUUCCUUCUAUUCAGUUUGCUUCUGGUGUACGCCGUGAUUAAGAAAAAACGUUUGGCCUUAAUACCAUGGAUAACUUGUUUGGUGAUUUUAAUGCUCUCUCAACUUACCGCAAUUAUUGUCUUUUUUGUAUUGGAAAUGUUGUAUGGAGAAUUUUCGCUCCUUCUUAUUUGUGCAGCUUUACUUCUGGCUACGCUAGGAUUACAUAUUGUAUGUUUCCUUGUGGUUAUAACAUAUUAUCGAUCAUUGGAAGUGCCUCAACGUACUGAAGAAUAAAUAGAAAAGUUGUGAAUUUGUAACUUUACAGUAACAUUGUGAAAAAAAUCUGUAAAUUUAUUUGUUAAUAUAAAAUAUUUUAUAGUUUUUUCUGUGAA
Messenger RNA from Centruroides sculpturatus (bark scorpion), 2609 nucleotides. RefSeq lists its product as uncharacterized. NCBI's taxonomy places the organism in Eukaryota, Metazoa, Arthropoda, Arachnida, Scorpiones, Buthidae. The record is from RefSeq and is a predicted model, not a curated record. The transcript is spliced from 6 exons. The coding region runs from base 2035 to 2511 and encodes 158 amino acids.